AUGCGUCAUUUGGGUGGACGUAAUGGAUUCUCGAUAGAUGGAGUCCGAGCACAGUCGUGCACGGGCAUCCCCUCAGGCGCAGCGGAACGCAAGCCGGACGGUUAUCUCCUCCUCGAGGCCGCGUGCGAUAAGGUCGAGGUCGACGGAUUUGGAAGUGAAGGACUUGGAUCUGCUGCCCGUCAUACCGGAGACGAGCUUGGAUGGCGGAGGGGAGUGGAGAAUAGCAUCAAGCAACAGUCAGCCAGCCAACCAGCCCAUCUCAUCUCACUUGAUCGCACCCUUUGUACUGAGCCGUUUCUGCACAAGAUCACGGCGAGGAUGUCGUCGACGGCCACCGUCACCCGCGCCCACCUCGAGAACAAGCUCGCCCUCGCCAGACGCUGCUCCAGAGAGGCGACGCUCGCCGGAGCAAAGGCGGCGGCCAUCGCCACGGUCGCGUCUGCGGUCCCAACGCUGGCGAGCGUGCGGAUGCUGCCGUGGGCCAAGGCGAACCUGAACCCCACCGGCCAGGCGCUCAUUGUUUGCACCGUCGCCGGGAUGGCCUACUUCGUCGCCGCCGACAAGACUCUCCUCUCGCCCGCAACGAAAUAA
Molecule: messenger RNA, 591 nt
Organism: Triticum urartu
Lineage: Eukaryota; Viridiplantae; Streptophyta; Magnoliopsida; Poales; Poaceae
Source: RefSeq, a predicted model, not a curated record